AUGAUAAUUGUUGCAGCCGAACCAGAGUACACUGUACACAGAGGCUCCAUUAAUUACGAUGGCGUUAAACCCGAAAUUUUGCCAUUUGAACAACAUCGUGUCCGUCGAGAUGCUAGUACCUACGCUGUCUCAUCUGAACCAGCUGUCGUUACUAGUACCCUCAGUACAGUAACCAGCGAAUCCAAUUAUGUACCGAAUGUUACCACUGCAACAACAACCAAUGAAACUGAAGCUACGUCCGCGCCGUCGGUUGUGGUGACAAAGGUACCGCUACUCGGGGUCAACGGUUCUGGUGUACUACAUGUGAACGUAACCGGUAACACGCCAAAAGUUAGCGACCCCAUACUCCCAGAUGACAGUUUCCCAAAUGUCUUCAAAGAAACACCCGAAACUAUCAAGGCUGAACAGAACUUGACAUCAUUAAACUAUGACAACCAUGACUUCUACAACAGUUCUUUUAUCGGUAACGUGACAUAUUUCCAAGAGUAUUGGGCAAAUAUCACAGAACCCAAGUCUGAAGUACACGGAGUUCUCAGCGACUCACAUCGACGUGCUACUACUAUAAAGCUGAGUUUUGAUUUUCCGUUCUACGGUCACGGCGUUCGUAAUAUAACAGUUGCUACCGGAGGUUUUAUAUAUACGGGGGAUCACGUUCACAACUGGCUGGCCGCUACACAGUACAUAGCGCCGUUGAUGGCUAACUUCGAUACAACUAUCACAAACGACAGUCUGGUCAAGAUGUAUGACGAUGGUGAGAAAUUCAGCGUUUUCUGGGAAAAGGCGACACUUCAAGAGGAUCAUACAAAGAAAUUCACUUUCGCUGUGACACUUUAUAAAAAUGGCGACAUCGUAUUCGCUUACAAAGAUAUACCGAUACCCGUACAGAAAAUAAAUGACGUAGAACAUCCAGUUAAAGUUGGAAUAAGUGACGCUUACCUCAACGAUAAAAUAUUAUUCUACGUCCGCCGUAAGACCAUCUACGAGUAUCACAGAAUAUCGUUCCUGACCCACGAGAUAACAAACAACACUAUAUUAAAGCUGAUAGCAUUACCAACGUGCCUGCAGUACGACACUUGCACCGACUGUCUCAACCACAACACUGGAUUCAAUUGUCUAUGGUGCGAAAAACUCAAGAAGUGUUCCAGCGGUACAGAUAGGAAUAAACAAGAUUGGCUGCUAAGAAAUUGUGAAAAGUUCAAUAUAUCUUCGGUGCAAUCCUGUCCUGCCAGCCCUCAUGUAGACCAACCCGCGGGUAGUAACACGGCUUACGAGACUGAUUCAAGAGAUAACAACACAGACACCGCUGUACUAACUGACGAUAACACGGAGGCUCGUGUGACUGCGCGCAGGGCCCAGGAGGUACAUACCGAGGCGAGGUCGCCAGUAGGAGGCGUGGUGGCAGCCUUCCUCGCUGUAGCCUUAGUCUGCAGUCUCGUGAGCUGGGCGCUGUACGCCUUCAAGAAUCCUCACACACGUUCCGGACAACUCCUCAUCAAGUAUCGUCCCUCGCAGUGGAACUGGCGCAGAGGUGAGGCUCGCUAUACCGCAGCUACAAUACACAUGUAA
This is a messenger RNA of Danaus chrysippus (African queen), 1566 nucleotides long. The record is from the annotation of a GenBank genome assembly. Lineage: Eukaryota; Metazoa; Arthropoda; Insecta; Lepidoptera; Nymphalidae.